UUAGACAGGAGCACAUGAAAACAUCAGCCCAAGCUCCUCUUACAGAGAGCCCUCUACAAGCAACCAUGGCAGUUGAUUCUACCAGAAGAGAUAUAACUUUGCUGCAUAGUCAGACCAGACUCACUUCCUAUGGUGUAAAGAGAUACUAGAGGAAGACAUUUUUGAGAACAGAAUAUUGCAGGUCAUGCAUGGGGGAAUGGAAGAAAAUAGCUUUCAAAAUGACUAUAAAAAUGCUCAAAGUGAUACCUGUCUUCAGUUAACUUCUUCUCAAAACAAUAUCACUUCAGACAACUUAACCGAUCACUUCUAUCUAUAUCAGCUGAUAAUGGCGCCUAGAGUCAUCAUCAUUCUACUGUUCAGUCUUACUUACUCAACUAUUACUCUAACAGCACCUGUGCCUCGAUCACAGAAUAGUGUCGAAGAUGGCAGACCUCGAAGACAGACCUUAGGAACACCUAGCAUUGUCUCGAUUAUGGUGGCUUCAGACUCAUCUGAUGAAAACUGCCCAAUAUAUGGUGACAGAGAUUGUGGAAAGGUUCAAGAUAUGCUGUGUGCAGCACAAACAUUUCAGCAAGAGUACAUCAGGAGGCUGAGCCAACCAGCCUCCAUGCAAUCAGUGGAUUCCUGUGCAAGAGUUGCUUUCGCUCGUACCAACAACAUAAGACAUUUGUACGAUGACUUCAAGACUCUCUCCUCUAUUUUCAUGCAAGUGGGACAGGACUUUUCAUUUCCAAACUUUGCCGAUACUCAGUGUCAAAUCAGGCACAUUAACUCAUAUCUGGGAGAAACGGUUGACUAUUUCUGUGAGUACAACAAGACUGAGUGUGGAACAGUUCGUUAUGUUUGCAACACUGAUUUCAUCCCCAAUCCGACAUUUAACUACACAAGGGAUCAAUUUGAUGAGGAGUGUUUCGAUAAUCUCCUUAACUCACUCCAGAUGGCUCUUAACCUGCUCCAUCACCAAUAUUUCUCGGCAGUUUCAGGACAAAGUAUUUGUGCGCGUCCUGGUGCUACUUGCUUCAGAGCAUCGCACGACCAGACAGCCUCGUUGGAAUCAUUCAGAGCAAUCCUCAGAGAAAGACAACAAAGCCUGCCAUCUUCACUUAUUACUCACAAUGAUGUGGAAUGCAGACCUGCUAUUGUAUUUGAACCGUCUGUGCUCAACUUGUACUCAUCCUUGGUUGAGACGAGUCGAGAGCUGUCCACUGUAUCAAACCAGAGUGACCUUGUUCAGCAACUGAACUUAACUGUUUUGCCUCUUCUUCAUGAUGUAGUGACACCAGUUGUUGAUGAGAGUGCAUUGAAUGGACUGAGUAUCACCAUUCCUAGCAGCCCGCAAGAACACUCUGAAGAUGAAGCAAUGGCCAGCUGCCUUGUAACUCGUCUGAGCAUAACGUACGAGGCCCUAAUGCACGAUCAGCUUCGUCACCAUUGGACAGUACUGAACAGAGCAAGAGAUACUGGCUGCGUCUAAAACCAGUGACACGGACUUCACCAUGGAAGCUAUGAACAAUGACUUCAGGACACUGUUAACAUUUAAUGCGGCAAAGAUUUUAGAUAGCAUUUACUACCCAAUUCUUUUGAUAGAAUCACUUAACUUCAUUUUUUCUCACUUUUUAUUUGAGUUUGUGUAUA
This is a messenger RNA of Halichondria panicea, 1635 nucleotides long. RefSeq lists its product as uncharacterized. The record is from RefSeq and is a predicted model, not a curated record. The transcript has 6 exons. The coding region runs from base 185 to 1474 and encodes 429 amino acids. NCBI's taxonomy places the organism in Eukaryota, Metazoa, Porifera, Demospongiae, Suberitida, Halichondriidae.